Messenger RNA from Geodia barretti, 2415 nucleotides. The record is from the annotation of a GenBank genome assembly. NCBI's taxonomy places the organism in Eukaryota, Metazoa, Porifera, Demospongiae, Tetractinellida, Geodiidae.
AUGUUGGAUCGAAGAAGGUUUGGCUACAACAAUUGGACGCCCCUGCUCAUCCUCGCGACGGGCCUGGCCUUCUUUACGGGGUGCGACGACUCGGUCGAGCCUGUACCGGAGGCAGAACCCACAAGGACCGCCUUGGUCGCGCUCUACGAAGCGACGAAUGGAUAUGCUUGGAGUCAACAGGACAACUGGUUGACGGACGCGCCGCUCGGGCUCUGGUACGGAGUAGAGGUCGAUCAUUCAGGCCGCGUAAUCGGACUGGACCUCACCCGCAACGGCCUGAACGGUUCGAUCCCCGCCGAGCUGGCCAACCUCACCGAGCUGGAGAACCUGCUACUCGGGAACAACAGAUUGUCGGGUGCGAUUCCCCCCCAACUCGGCGAACUCGGUGCUCUUGUUACCCUGGACCUGCGCACCAACAGACUAUCGGGUGCGAUUCCACACGAACUCGGCGACCUCACCAGCCUCGGCUACCUUGACCUGUACCAGAACCGACUGACGGGCCCGAUCCCGGAAUCGCUGGGGCGCCUGUCGGCCCUCAGCCACCUGAAUCUCACCUGGAACAAGCUGACGGGCCCGAUCCCGGAAUCGCUGGGUCGCCUGUCGGCCCUCAGCCACCUGAAUCUCGGCUGGAACGAACUGACGGGCCCGCUCCCGCCGCGGCUGGGCGACCUGUCCAAUCUCGCCGUGCUGUUUCUGGGCUACAACGACCUGACCGGCCCGAUCCCGGUGGAGUUGGGCAGACUGGCGAAUCUCAUCGAGUUGACUCUGGAGGGCAAUCGGUUGACGGGCCCGAUCCCGGCGGAGUUCGGCAACCUGGACAGCCUCAAGACUCUCAAUCUCACCUACAACGACUUGACCAGCCCGAUUCCCGCGGCACUGGGCAAUCUGAGCGGCCUGGACAAUCUGUGGCUGAGUGGCAAUCGUCUGACCGGUCCGAUUCCGGCAGCACUUGGCAAUCUGACCGGCCUGGAAGCUCUGGGGCUGAGUGACAAUCGCCUGUCCGGCCCGAUUCCAGCGGAAAUCGGCAACCUGGCCAAUCUCAAGGGUCUCGUUCUCGGCGACAACGAGUUGACCGGUCCGAUUCCGGUGGCACUGGGUGGGCUCGACCAACUCCUUUCGCUGGGGUUGGAAGGGAACAAUCUGAUCGGCCUGAUCCCGGGGGAGCUCGGCAAUCUCGGUUCUCUCCGGUACCUGAAUCUGGGGAACAAUAAUCUGACCGGUCCAAUCCCGAUAUUGUUGGGCCGUCUCGGUUCUCUCUGGACUCUGGAUCUGCGGGACAACAAUCUGACGGGUACCAUUUCCGCGAUCGGCGGCCUCCCCGGGCUCAGGUGGCUGAGGCUGCAGAACAACAGGCUGACAGGAUCCAUUCCGGCCGGCUUCGGCAACUUCUGGCGAAUGGAACAUUUGCAGCUCUCGGGGAACGAGCUGACGGGCGCCAUUCCGCCCGAACUCGGAGGCUUGAGGGUAGUUGACUCGGUCAACCUCUCCGACAACUACCUGACGGGGCCCAUUCCAGCGAGCCUCGGGCAACUGGGCUCGAUCGCCGUGCUCGACCUUUCGGGCAACGACCUGUCCGGGCCGCUCCCCGAGGAAAUGGGCGCCCUCGCCACGCUCAGGCGGCUCGACCUUCGCCGCAACCCCGGGCUGUCGGCCGAGGUUCCGGGCAGGUGGACGGAUCUUCGCCUGAGAACGCUCCUGGCGGGGGAAACCGGCGUUUGCGCACCCGACGAGCCGGAGAUGAUGCUCUGGCUGGAGAGCAUCACGACGCGACGGGUGCGUACAUGUCAGGGGCUGGCUGCCUAUCUGGUGCAGGCCGUCCAGUCGCGUCGAUUCCCGGUCCCGCUGGUUGCGGGUGAAGACGCCCUGCUGCGCGUGUUCCCGACGGCGCUGCGCACAACCGAUGUCGGCCUUCCGGCUGUCCGGGCCAGCUUCUACCUGGACGGGACCGAGACGCAUGUGGUCGAUAUUCCCGGACAGUCGACGCGCAUCCCCACGACGAUCGACGAGGGUUCGCUCCUGAAGUCGGCCAAUGCCGAGAUCCCGGGUGAGCUGGUGCAGCCAGGGCUGGAAAUGGUGAUAGAGAUCGACCCCGAAGGGACUCUGGACCCGGAUCUGGGCGUGGCCAGGCGCAUCCCGGAGAACGGCCGUCUGUCAAUCCGGGCGGAGGUCAUGCCUCCCCUGGACUUCAUGUUCCUUCCCUUCCUUUGGAGCGAGGAUCCGGACUCGGCGAUUCUGGAGGUGGUCCAGGAGAUGGCCGACGGUCCCACGAGCCAUGACUUGCUGGCUCCGACGCGGGCCCUGUUGCCGGUCGCCGAGGUAACCGCCGAGGUCCAUGAGCCCGUGUGGACAUCGUCCAACGAGGUGGGAAAGCUGUAUCAGGAGACGGAGGCGAUUCGAAAUCAUGGAGCAGGGUAG